AAAAAAUUUAUUACUUUAAUAAUCCUAUGGACUCCACAAUGGGUGCCACCAUUGUGGAUGCUCUAAGGUCCGUCGCGAGAUCCAUCUGUCCGCUCGCUUUCAGGGACUCCAUAGAUCACAACGUGCAGCGAAUCUCUCUCUUCUUCCCAAACCAAACAAAAAGAAGUAGAAAACUUUCUCAUUCUUUACGACAUGGAAUCGGUAGACGAAGCCGGCGUAAGAAGGAAUCUUGAACCGUCGAUUGGUGCAUGGCAUUUCCAGAUUGCUAUCUAUUUCGCCUUAGGAUUCUUCUUUCUGAGACUCUUCCUCGACACAUUCUUCUUUCAAAGGAUAGCUGUAUGGCUUUUGAGCACCACUUCUUCUGCGCCAAUUAAGAUCAAUGAUGCUGUUACUCGGGCGAAGAUCGUCAAAUGCAAGGAGUCUCUGUGGAAGUUCAUGUACUACGGUGCCUGUGACGUAUUCGUUCUCAAAGUUCUUUAUCACGAGCCAUGGGCCUACGACGUAAAACUCUUCUUUCACGCUUGGCCUCAUCAAGAGUUGAAGCUUCCAAUAAAGCUUUACUAUAUGUGCCAGUGCGGUUUCUAUGUCUAUGGUGUUGCUGCCUUGCUUGCAUGGGAGACCAGAAGAAAAGAUUUUGCUGUUAUGAUGUCUCACCAUGUCAUUACAAUCAUCCUCAUUGCCUACUCCUACUUAACCAGUUUUUUCCGAAUCGGAGCAAUCAUACUCGCACUUCAUGAUGCAAGUGACGUGUUUAUGGAAACUGCUAAAAUUUUCAAGUAUUCUGACAAGGAGUUUGGAGCAAGUGUGUGUUUUGCACUUUUUGCUGUGUCUUGGCUAUUGCUACGGCUGAUAUACUUUCCAUUUUGGAUCAUCAGGGCCACCAGCAUUGAACUCCUGGAUCAUUUGGAUAUGAGAUUAGCUGAAGACACCAUCAUGUACUAUUCCUUCAACACAAUGUUACUGAUGCUUCUUGUUUUCCAUAUAUAUUGGUGGUAUCUCAUUUGCGCCAUGAUUGUAAGACUUCUUAAAAACAGAGGAAAAGUUGGAGAAGACAUAAGAUCCGAUUCAGAAGAUGAUGAAUAGGGCUUUUUGCAAGCAUGAUAGAUUCGGAACAAGUUUCCACUUCUCCAACCAAACCUUUAAGCUGCUGAAGAAUUUGUUCUCAGAUUCAUCAUUAGUCAUUGCUUUACUGAUUAGCGUUGGAGGCUAAAAAAAAGAAGAAAUGUUAUAAUUUUUUGUUGCCCAGUUUUGUAUUGGUCGAGUCCAUUUCGACGUUAGCGUAUUCUCUUUUGACAAAUAUAAAGAAAACAGAAACUCAGGUUUCUUGUGUUGUUCUAUUCUGUAUAAAACAAUGUGCAAGUCAAUUUGUAAAUGCUAUUCCUCUUUGUAUGGUUUUCAAUUUAGAGUUUUAUCCCA
Brassica napus (rape) is the source of this 1416-nucleotide messenger RNA. Its product is annotated as ceramide synthase LOH2. Gene Ontology annotation, molecular function: sphingosine N-acyltransferase activity. The record is from RefSeq and is a predicted model, not a curated record. Gene Ontology annotation, biological process: ceramide biosynthetic process. Lineage: Eukaryota; Viridiplantae; Streptophyta; Magnoliopsida; Brassicales; Brassicaceae. Gene Ontology annotation, cellular component: membrane; endoplasmic reticulum.